Pseudopipra pipra is the source of this 3404-nucleotide messenger RNA. RefSeq names its product transmembrane protein 200A (gene TMEM200A). The record is from RefSeq and is a predicted model, not a curated record. The coding region runs from base 259 to 1734 and encodes 491 amino acids. The transcript has 3 exons. NCBI's taxonomy places the organism in Eukaryota, Metazoa, Chordata, Aves, Passeriformes, Pipridae.
CGGAGGAGCCCCGUGUCUGGCGGGCGCGGCGCAGCCCCGCACGUCGCUGCGCCAGGAGGGCUGCGGGCACCGCGCAGCUCCCCACAGUGACAGGACUCAAGGAAACAGCAUGCAGCUGCGUUGGAUAUCAGGAAAAAGUGCUUCAUCCAGAGGGUGGUCAAGCACUGGAACAGUCUCCCCAGGGAAGUGGUCGCAGCACCAAGCCUGUCUGAGCUCAAGAAGUGUUUGGACAACACGCUCAGGGCACAGUAUAGAAGUAUGAUAGCAACUGGAGGAGUCAUAACAGGACUGGCUGCCUUAAAAAGGCAAGACUCUGCCAGAUCUCAGCAACAUGUAAAUCUUGCCGCAGCACCAGCUUCUGAGGAGAAAAAACCAGUUAGACGCCGGCCCAGGACAGAUGUAGUAAUUGUCAGAGGCAAAAUCCGUCUUUAUUCUCCGUCUGGUUUCUUUCUUGUUUUGGGAGUGCUUAUUGCAUUCUUUGGAAUUGCAAUGGCCAUCCUUGGAUACUGGCCCCAAAAGGAACAGCUUUUAGGAUCUGAAGAUAAUCUAUCUGUAAAUGAAACCCAAAUCCUGAGAAGCCAAGGAAGCAUUUUACUUCGCUUCUUUGAACAGCAUGUGCACUCAGAUAAGAUGAAAAUGCUGGGCCCUUUUACUAUGGGCAUUGGAAUCUUCAUUUUUAUUUGUGCAAAUGCCAUUCUGCAUGAAAACCGUGACAAAGAAACAAAAAUAAUACACAUGAGAGACAUAUACUCCACUGUAAUAGACAUCCACACCCUGAGGAUCAGGGAACAAAAGCAGCUGAGUGGUACCUUCACUGGCUUGUUGGGGGAAGGAGAACUCAGGCACAGUGGGAGCUCAUGUGCAUCACAUCUGGCUGCGAACACGGUUGCGCCUUUCUCUGGCUUCAAGAGUAAUCUUAGAAUGGAUAGUUCUGCUGAAGAAGAUGAGAUUACCCUAAAUGAAGAAAGAACCACUAGUAGCCUCCUGCCACCUCUGCUGACUGAACAAUCUGGUUCAGUCUUUGGACUUUACCCUCACUCCAGCAAGGCUUCAGAUGACAAAAGCACUAAUUCUAUAAAGUGUGAAACGAAAUCCAUUGUAUCAUCAUCUAUUAGUGCUUUCACACUGCCAGUAAUUAAACUGAAUAACUGUGUUAUUGAUGAGCCCAGUAUAGACAACAUAACUGAGGACUCAGAGAUCGCUAGGGGUCAGUCUAGAAAUCUGUCAAUGGAUUCUCUGGCCAUUCCACUAACUGAUACCAAUGAAUCCUACAGACCGGCCGUUCCCAUGCUGCCACGACACAAUUCAUUUGUGGACACUCCAUCUGAUCAGUUCAAAUCUUCUAUGACUCUUGGACCAAGCACAGGAAAGCUUUUAUCUCCUGGUGCUGCCAGGAAACAGUUCGGUUCCAACACAUCUUUGCAUCUUUUGUCUUCUCAUUCUAAGUCCUUGGACUUGGACAGGGGUCCAUCUAUGCUCACUGUCCAAGCUGAACAAAGGAAACACCCCAGUUGGCCUAGACUGGAUCGAAGCAACAGUAAAGGAUAUAUGAAGCUAGAAAACAAAGAGGAUCCAAUGGAUAGGUUACUUGUGCCACAAGCAGCAGUCAAGAAAGACUUUACUAAUAAGGAAAAGCUUCUUAUGAUAUCAAGAUCUCAUAAUAAUUUGAGUUUUGAACAUGAUGAGUUUUUGAGUAACAACCUGAAGCGAGGAACUUCUGAAACAAGAUUUUAAUAUUUAAAUUACAAUUUAGAAGAUGUCAUACAGUAUUUUUUAAAAAAGCAUUUUGACAAGUGUUUCCUUUUCAGUGAGACUGUACCAACCUGUUUUUAACCAAAUGCUUAAUAGCCCAUUAAAAUUGGCUUGUGCAAACAGAAAUCUUCACCUUUGUAAUGCUGGGUUUCUUGUUGUAGUAACAUACAGCUGCAAUACUGUACAUUAUCAUUGCUCAGACAGUUUUGUUAUGACUGAUUCCAAUUAUUCCCAAAUCAUUAUUUCUUUUGUUCUAUAUAAGCAUGUUACUUUUUAUCACUUUGACUCCAGGAGACCGCAUUAAGAAAAAAAGUUCAAUUUACUUACUUGCAAGUUGUCUUUCUUUAAAGACUGCAAGAGUCUGAAAACAGAGCUUGUGGUCUAGAAUGGGAAGUGACCAGGAGCACAUACAUUUGAAUUGUCAAAUCCAAGCCUUUAUUCCUGGGUGUUGUCUUUCAUAUGCAGUACGUCUUGAACUGCAGUCUUGCCACUGUCAUUAUGAGAAACUUGUUUACAUAUUGGGGUAGGUGGAUAGAAAAGAGUGGGUAUAAUUAAAACAAUUUUUUGUGAAUUCAUUGUAGUUGAUCGAGCUGAAUACCGGUGUUGUGAGUUGUUAACUAUGCUUCGUACAAUAAUCUUUCUACAUCCAUUGUAACUUAAUCACGUAAUUCUGGAAAAGCAUAUAUAAAGUAAGAAAUCUGAAAAUUCAGUUCUCUACACCACUUUGAUUGGCAGCAGUUUUAAAAUCAGGAUAGAAAGAUUCAAUUAAAAUCAUAGGAACAUGAUGAAUGCUGACUGGAUUUUAGAAAUGAUGUAUAAUAAGAUGAUAUUGGGGCAUGCAUCUGAAGACAAUAAUGGAAAAUUAAUAUAUUGCCUCUUAUUACUAUAGCGAGAAGCUAAAUAACUAGAUCUCUGUGUUCAAAAUACUGACACAAAGCAUACAAUUCAAUAUGUGUACUAAUAUUGUAAAAAAGCCUCUUGCCUAAAAUUUUGAUUUAUAUAUUUCACAUAAAUAUUGGUGUAAUGGUUCACUGAAAAGCUGUGGCAAUUUGCAUUACAAGAUUUUCCAAAAGGAAGUGACAUUUACAACAAUGUUUUUCUCAGCAAAGCAGGCUUCACAGUUGACAGUUGUGGGCUAUUGCUAAAGAGAAGGAGAAUUUGAAUGUGCAGUAUCAGAAGGUUUUGAUGUAUUUCAUUAAGGUAUUUAGGUCGUAGCCCUGCCUUGACACCGUGCUAGAGAAUGUCACUUCAAGCUGCUAGGCUUAUCUAACAGGAUGUUGGUCUUACUUGGUUGAAUUUGAUAUAUUCACUUAACCUAAAUACUCAGGAAUUAUUUUUAAUGGCUUUUCCCAAAAAGAAUCAAGCUUUUUAAAGUGUCGUUGUUCCUCAAUUACUUUGGCUAUGAAAGAUCAAAGAUGAAAAUGCCGUCUCCCUUUUUUAAAUAUUCUGCUCCAUAUUUCAACUGUGCAAUGUUUAUAUAUCAGGAGCAUUACUUGCUCAGUGAGUUGAGGCGUAGUGUUAACUGUUAGAACCUCAAGCCUAUAUAUUGUAACAGAGUUGGCUAAAUAUUUUGCUAUGAAGCUUUUAAUAACUUUCUGGUUUGUGUUCUUAAGACAUUUGCUAUUUUUUGCAAUAAAAUGUCUAUCUACACA